This is a messenger RNA of Ostertagia ostertagi, 417 nucleotides long. The record is from the annotation of a GenBank genome assembly. NCBI's taxonomy places the organism in Eukaryota, Metazoa, Nematoda, Chromadorea, Rhabditida, Trichostrongylidae.
AUGUUAGGGUUGAGUGAAGUCGGUGCUGCACCUGAGGAGCGCCUAUCCGGACAGGUCCCACUUUUAGGAAGAGGCUCGGAUGAAGUCGGUGCUGCACCUGAGAAGCGUCGAUCCGGGCAGGUCCCACCUCAAGAAGCGCAAUUCCGGACAGAAAUGAGCAGCGGCACCUCUGUACCUCUCGAGGAACUCCCAGGAACGAGCAACGGCACACCUGCACUUGCCGAAGGACUCCCAGAAAAUGAAGCAAGCAGCGGUAAUCCUGCUUCUGCCAAGGGCGAAGUGAAACUACUGGGUGAUAUUCCAGUCGUAGCAGUGGUGGUCUUGCUCCCAAAGGAAAUUCCCAGUCUUCAGGCACUGAUCAAGCAGCAAUCGGGUGGACUCCAAUAUCUUAACAAGCACAAUACCAUGACAUUCUGA